Messenger RNA from Phodopus roborovskii (desert hamster), 2100 nucleotides. RefSeq names its product T-box transcription factor 15 (gene Tbx15). Gene Ontology annotation, cellular component: nucleus. The record is from RefSeq and is a predicted model, not a curated record. Bases 246 to 2054 code for a protein of 602 amino acids. Gene Ontology annotation, molecular function: DNA-binding transcription factor activity, RNA polymerase II-specific; RNA polymerase II cis-regulatory region sequence-specific DNA binding. The transcript has 8 exons. Gene Ontology annotation, biological process: cell fate specification; regulation of transcription by RNA polymerase II; positive regulation of DNA-templated transcription. NCBI's taxonomy places the organism in Eukaryota, Metazoa, Chordata, Mammalia, Rodentia, Cricetidae.
GGCAGCGUUCCGGGCGCUCGUUCCUAGAGGCUGGGGCAGCUGGGGGCACCAGUCGGAUCCGGCGGUCCAGGGCGGGGGAGGACACGGAGGGAGGGCUCAGAUCACCCGCGGAGCCGCCGCCCCUGCUUCGGCUGCGGCGCCGCCGCCUCUACUGGGCCGGGCCCGGCAGGCGCUCCGAGCGUGCGGCCUCGGGGCUGCCAGCUCAGUAGCGCGGGCGAGAGGGGACCCGGGUGCGGGCGGCUAAAAUGAGUGAAAGGAGAAGAUCUGCAGUCGCCCUGAGCUCCCGAGCACAUGCCUUCUCGGUUGAAGCUUUGAUCGGCUCAAAUAAAAAGCGGAAGCUGCGAGACUGGGAGGAGAAGGGGCUGGACCUGUCCAUGGAGGCACUGAGUCCCGCAGGCCCACUCGGAGACACAGACGACCCGGCGACACACGGCCUGGAGCCCCACCCGGAUUCUGAGCAGAGCACUGGGUCGGACUCCGAGGUGCUCACUGAGCGGACCUCCUGCUCCUUCAGCACUCACACUGACCUGGCUUCCAGUGCUGCAGGCCCAGUGCCUGCUGCCAUGUCUACCAUGGAGGAGAUUCAGGUGGAGUUACAAUGUGCUGAUCUCUGGAAGAGGUUCCAUGAUAUUGGAACGGAGAUGAUCAUUACCAAAGCAGGCAGGAGGAUGUUUCCUGCCAUGAGAGUGAAAAUCACUGGCCUGGAUCCACACCAGCAAUAUUACAUAGCAAUGGACAUUGUGCCAGUGGAUAAUAAAAGAUACAGAUAUGUGUAUCAUAGCUCCAAGUGGAUGGUGGCUGGUAAUGCUGACUCCCCUGUGCCUCCAAGGGUUUAUAUACACCCGGAUUCCCUAGCUUCUGGAGACACCUGGAUGAGACAGGUGGUUAGUUUUGACAAACUCAAGCUGACCAACAAUGAACUGGAUGAUCAAGGACACAUCAUUCUGCACUCUAUGCAUAAAUACCAGCCUCGAGUCCAUGUGAUCCGCAAAGACUUCAGCAGCGAUCUUUCACCCACCAAACCUGUGCCCAUAGGGGAUGGGGUGAAAACAUUCAACUUUCCUGAGACUGUGUUCACCACAGUUACAGCCUAUCAGAACCAGCAGAUCACCAGAUUGAAAAUUGACCGAAACCCAUUUGCUAAAGGAUUCAGAGAUUCUGGAAGAAACAGAACUGGACUUGAAGCCAUCAUGGAGACAUACGCAUUCUGGAGACCUCCUGUACGCACACUGACUUUUGAAGACUUCACCACCAUGCAAAAGCAGCAAGGGGGCAGUACAGGUACUUCCCCAACCACCUCCAGCACCGGGACACCGUCCCCUUCGGCUUCUUCUCAUCUCUUAUCUCCAUCCUGUUCUCCUCCAACUUUUCAUUUGGCCCCCAAUACUUUCAACGUGGGCUGUCGAGAAAGCCAGCUGUGUAAUCUAAACCUCUCUGAUUAUCCACCAUGUGCCCGAAGCAACAUGGCUGCCUUACAGAGCUAUCCAGGGCUGAGUGACAGUGGCUACAACAGGCUCCAGAGUGGCACGGCUUCAGCCACUCAGCCCUCUGAAACCUUCAUGCCUCAGAGGACUCCAUCUCUGAUCUCAGGAAUACCAACGCCUCCCUCGUUGCCUAGCAACAGCAAGAUGGAAGCCUAUGGCGGCCAGCUGGGGUCCUUCCCCACUUCUCAGUUUCAGUAUGUUAUGCAGGCAGGCAAUGCGGCCUCCAGCUCCUCAUCACCACACAUGUUUGGUGGCAGCCACAUGCAGCAGAGCUCCUACAAUGCCUUCUCCCUUCACAAUCCCUACAAUCUGUAUGGAUACAAUUUCCCCACCUCCCCCAGGCUAGCUGCAAGCCCAGAAAAACUGAGCGCAUCUCAAAGCACUUUACUCUGUUCUUCUCCCUCCAAUGGGGCCUUUGGAGAGAGGCAGUACCUGCCCACAGGGAUGGAGCACGGUAUGCAUAUGAUCAGUCCUUCAGCUAAUAAUCAGCAGGCUACCAACACCUGUGAUGGCCGGCAGUAUGGGGCGGUCCCAGGCUCCUCCUCCCAGAUGUCAGUACACAUGGUUUAAAGAUCAAUCCAAACUCCAUGGAGGUGAUGGUAGUCAAGACUCCAGA